AUGAUUCGAGUCAAGAGCCAGGACGACGGCAGCGGCUUUAUCUUCUCCACGACCGUUCACAAAGAGUAUCUCUGCUUUUAUUCGCCUUACUACACUGCUGCAAUCAAGGGUGGUUUCUCUGAGCGUCACAAAGAUCUCUUUACUCUCGAGCUCAGUGGCAAGCAGACAAAAACAUUUGUGGUGUGGCUCUACACUGGACGCCUCGAAUACAACGCCUGGAAAGGAGUCGAUCACAGCGAUGUCUAUGCACUUUAUGUCUUCGCCGACCAGACCGACAUCAUCGCCCUUCGCAGGACCAUCAUGACUUGCCUGGUCACAUGUCUUCGUAGACCUGCGACUCCUGGUGACAUGGCAAGACUUGUCUCUCAACUUCCCCAACACUCUGGACUCAGACGAUUUCUACUGGACGAAGCCAUAGCCGAUCGAAACAUUCAGGAACGCGAGAACAAGAUGGUCGCUUGGGAUUGGAAGAAACGUGGUUACCUUCCAGAAGACUUCCCUGCAGACUUCUAUGCCCAACUGGUGAACGGGCAUCUCACGAAGAAGGCAAGGGGCUAUGGGGAUCCAACGAGCAACGCAUGCCACUACCAUGAGCACGUAGACACACAAGAAUGGAGUUCAAGUAAGCGAGACAAUCUGUGA
Messenger RNA from Aureobasidium uvarum, 642 nucleotides. Lineage: Eukaryota; Fungi; Ascomycota; Dothideomycetes; Dothideales; Saccotheciaceae. The record is from the annotation of a GenBank genome assembly.